UGCCCCCGGUGGGGCCUUUAUCGGUUUGCGGUGGUCACCGUGGUAGAGAGAGAAUGGUAGAGCAAGGAUAGGUUUGUGUGUGUGUGUGUGACAGAAGUUUGUAGGGCAUAGGUGUAGGCGUGAGUGAGUGAGGGGAGAGGCAGAGGCAGCCGCUCUCAUUUCGUCUUCCUCUUUGCUCCUCGUGAUGUGCGCGCAUUGCUGCUGCUGAAGCUGAGCUCUCUCCGUUUCAACUCUUCUCCAAAGGAAAACCCAACAUUUCUUCCCUUCUCUCUCUCCAGCUCCGCCUCCUUGUCCUACUCGUCGGCGGCGCUCCAGCUAAACCCUAGUCCCGUCGCCGCCGCCACCGCGGUUCUCCUGCCGGGCCCCGUGAUGCCGCUUCUUGAUCCAGGAAAGCUGCCUCUUUGGUCACCGAACUGCAGGCAACCACUGGUCCUAACCUGAGCUGCGUCAGCGGUUGGAUGGCCUCCCCAGAUGCGGUUGUUAGUUGUGAGGCCGCAUGAGUUAAUGCUCUACUAGGCGCAGCUCCGGAGGCAGCAGAGGGCUUUUGAGAAAGAUGGGUUCUUCAGGUUGCUCAGAGAUAGUCGAAUUGGUGGAUGAGUCGAAGGAUGCCCGUCCUGGUGGUGUCACCCACCUGAGGGUGAGAGUGAAGCCGGUGGGUCAGGAGCAUGGAGCGCGGUCGUGCUCCGUCGAGGAUGAUCUCGAUAGGCUCAUUAGAUCGAUUAAUGUGCGCACAUCCGCACGGGCUUCUGGGCAGACGAGCACGGAUAGGAGGCUUAUCGCGCUCGGGAAGUCGCCGAUAUCGAGCUCGGAGAUUGUUGAGUCUGUGAGCCUGAAACAGGCCCUGAGGAAGAUGUGCAUCUCGCAGGCGUCGGAGAUGGCCGCCAUGAAGAGGAUGCCGAAGCCGACGGCGGUGUCAAAUACCCCAGAAGCUGGGGCAAUUAAGAAGCUUUAUACAUCUGUUGUGGUUCAAACCAACAAGGAGCGGGAUGAAAAGAAUAAGUUUGGAAAAGUGUCCGUUUUGCCUGAGAAGGAUGUAAUAAGUUCAUCGGUGAAGUCAACGGAAGCCAAGAACAAGGUACGGAACAAAAGCCCAGCUAAGAAAAAUGUGCGUUCAGCAUCUCCAACCACAACAAAGGUCCAGAAAACCAGAAUCCAAGAUGUGAUCAGUAAUAAGUCAUCUGAGGCAAGUGAAGAUUUGCCUGCAGGUCCUGCGGUGGCUAAACAGAGAAAGGGCAAAAUGAAAACAUCUAGCCCCCGUGCAGUUCCUGUGGGCGGUUCACGCCUGGUGUUCCGGAGUAAAACCUCCACCAAGAAGAAGGUCAAACCAGAACCAGCUGCUGCAGUGGUAUCUCACAAGACUUGUGAGGCAAAAAGUUCCAAUUCUCAAGCUAAUAAGAAGCACGAGGCCCUACAGGAUGAACCCAGAACUCCAACACCAAUCAACAAGAAGGCUGCGGCUAGCUCUAUCAGCACUGAUGGAGCUAAUUGUGGCACCAAAGGAUGUGGUGUUGGUGAGAUCCAUGGUUCAAAGCCCAGUGAGUUGUCAAGAUCGAAGGAAAAGGGUGAAUGCUCCCAAAGCUCAAAGAGCAGCAUGGGUGAUUAUAGCACCAGCACAAGCAUAAGCGAUGAUAGUUAUGGUAGUUUCAGUGGCAAUGGCUGCAGGCCUCACAUGUCAAAAGAUGUGAGAUGGGGGGCCAUUAGGCGCAUGGCAAUCCAACAAGGGAGCCUGGGACUGAAGAACUUCAAGCUUCUCAAACAACUUGGUUGUGGAGAUAUUGGGACUGUUUAUCUAGCUGAAUUGGUGGGUUCUGAAUGCAUGUUCGCAUUGAAAGUUAUGGAUAUCGAGUACCUGAUAAGUAGAAAGAAGAUGCUUCGAGCACAAACUGAGAGGGAGAUCCUGCAAAUGCUCGACCACCCAUUUCUUCCAACUCUGUAUUCUUUUUUCACGACCGAUAAUCUGUCUUGCCUAGUCAUGGAGUAUUGCCCUGGCGGUGACCUGCAUGUUCUACGACAGAAACAGCCUACCAGGACCUUUUCAGAAGCUGCUGCUAGGUUUUAUGUUGCUGAAGUUCUCCUAGCAUUGGAAUAUCUACAUAUGUUGGGGGUCAUAUAUCGCGAUCUGAAACCAGAAAACAUACUUGUUCGUGAAGAUGGGCACAUUAUGCUCUCUGAUUUCGAUCUGUCCCUGAGGUGCUCAGUAAAUCCAAUGCUUGUAAGGGCCUCAUCAGUAGGAAGAGAUGAACCUAGUAGACCUUCUGGCCCUUGUGCGGAAAGCUGCAUUGAUCCACUCUGUAUCCAACCGUCAUGGGCCAAUUCUUCUUGCUUCACGCCUCGGCUAGUUUCCUCUACCCCUUCCAGGCCACGGCGGCCGAGGGGUGAGC
Messenger RNA from Oryza sativa Japonica Group (Japanese rice), 2381 nucleotides. RefSeq names its product serine/threonine-protein kinase D6PK. Gene Ontology annotation, biological process: protein phosphorylation. Gene Ontology annotation, cellular component: nucleus; cytoplasm; plasma membrane. The record is from RefSeq and is a predicted model, not a curated record. NCBI's taxonomy places the organism in Eukaryota, Viridiplantae, Streptophyta, Magnoliopsida, Poales, Poaceae. Gene Ontology annotation, molecular function: ATP binding; protein serine/threonine kinase activity.